AGUUUUACGAAAAUGUUCAAAUAUGCGGUUCUUGUGUGUGUGGUAUUAAAUUCAAUCACGGGGAUAUUUGGACUAUGGGAUCAAGAAACAGAUUGCCCGCUAAUAUGCACCUGCCACUUAGAGCACCUAACAGAAACCGCCAUAUACAGAUUCAUGCAAAAAACCAAAGAAAAACCAGUACCCGGAGAAAUCGGCAACAUAGAAAAUAACGAAAUUCUCAACGAGGACAUCGCCGAUACUUUCGAAAUAUUAGAAGAACACGGCCCCACGAUCAUCCGCUCGGCGAUAUGCAUCCUCCAAACGGAAACCGACCCGCUGCAGCUCCUGGAAACCCUGCCGAAAAACAUCGAGAGCCUCACGAUCAUCCAAGGCUACGAAUCGGGCAACAAAACGAUCAGGACGAGCUCUCUGCGACGGUUCGAGAACCUAAUAACAGUCGAGCUGAUAGGCGCUAACCUUCAGAACCAGCCGCUGAUGAGCCAUCUGAUUUGCGAGAUCGACGUGGCCAUUCCGGACCUGAAGUACCUGAAUUUAGAGCGGAUCUUGAUCAGGAACUCCAAGGAGUACAUCACGGAAAUCCUGAAGCUGGUCAACAUGGAGAACGUGACGUUCGAGUUCUCGCAGAAAUUCGAAAACGCCCCGCACGAGAUCACGUUGGUGCAGAAAAGCAGCAACGACGAGGUCGUGGUGCCUUACGAGGUCUUCAAAAAGGAGCGGGAGGAAAACGGAGAGAUGCCGCUGUUCAUCGGCUUCAAGAAACUAUUAUUACUAAGAAUCAGCAAUUGUAAUAUGCGCAACAUCAACUGGGAAAUGUUCGACGGUUUGCACGAACUCUUGUACCUAAUUUUGGAGAAAAACAGCCUGAAAUUCAUCCCGCCUUUCGCCUUCUACGGCACCCCUAACCUCAAAACUCUCUCUUUGGCGCACAACAACCUAUUAGACAUCCAAAUAACCGAUUUGGCCGGCUUGUUGCAGCUCGAGUACGUCGAUUUCAGCUUCAACAACUUCACGCAACUUUCGGAACUCUCGUUCCCACCGUUUCCGAAGCUGAAGCUGGCGAAUUUCGCGAACAAUCCCAUCAGCGUGAUAUUUUCCAACACGUUCGAGGUCAUGAACACGACCAACUCGCUGAUAAUCGGCAGCGACGCCAUUCCGCUGACUUUGGUCACGAACUCGCUGCUCGGCCUGGAGCAAUUGCGGAAGCUGACGUUGAACAAUUUGAAGAUGGAGCUGCUCAAGCGGGACCUCUUCACCGGCAUGCCGAACUUGGACGAAUUGAUACUGACGGGGAACAUAACGCGAAUUCAAUACGACGCGUUUUUGGAAGUCAAACAGAUCAAAACGCUGGUGUUGAGCAAUUGCCAGAUAGUCAACAUUUCCAUGGACGGGUUUAUUGGUUUGAAUAAAUUGCUGUAUCUGGAUUUGUCUAAGAAUUUGCUGGAAUACGUCCCGCCUGGUACUUUCGAUCAUCUGACCAACAUCAAGGAGUUGUAUUUAAACGGCAACAAGUUCAAAGAACUGCCCAAGGAGAUCUUCUCUAAAAUCCUGCCGAAGUUGCUGCGAUUAAACGACAACCCUUGGCACUGUUCGUGCGAAAUGAGCGACUGGAAGCCGAUGAUAGUCAAUAAAAUCAAACAAAAAUCAGCCCAACCGUGCGACUAUUCGAACGACAAAGGUAUAUCGUGCGGCAAAGACAGCAGAUUCAGCCACAAGUACGUUUACGAGAACAGAAUCGCCCCGAAAUGCUCCGAGCCCGAGCAAUUUGUCAACUGGAACGUGUUCCACGCCAUGAGGAGAAUCCUCAAAUGCGCCGAUUACAAGCCGAAGCUGAGGAAACACAACAAACAUGCAGACGCUUCUCAAAAGUCUUCGGAAAUCACCAUCACGACUGCAUUGCCGGAGUCCUAUCACAAUUUAACCAAGCUGGAGAAACUGAAGUACAAGAUGAUCAAACGCAAGCUCAUGAAGAAGAAGAGGAAGCUCAAGAUGCAGAAACUCCACGACAUGGACAAUGGAAACAUUACGAAUGAAAAUGAAAGCAACAGCUUGGAGACGAAACACGAUUCCCACAGAUCCAACAAACAUGGCGUUAAGCACAGAAAAAUCAAGAAACGUUUGAGAAAAAUUAAGCAAAAAACUGACAUAAGCAAUGAGAUAUAAAUCCCAUUAUUUUUAACUUUAAUUUAUUAAUUCAUUGAUAAUUGUAUGAAACUAAUAGUGGUUUUUGAGUUCUUGCACCAUUGCAAAUAUGUAAUUUACCUUUCUU
Molecule: messenger RNA, 2266 nt
Organism: Phyllotreta striolata
Lineage: Eukaryota; Metazoa; Arthropoda; Insecta; Coleoptera; Chrysomelidae
Source: the annotation of a GenBank genome assembly